UCUAUUAUUGUAUCCACCCAGCAGGAUCACCGACAGGCGAACGGAUAAGAGAAGCGAUUUCCUCUAGCAAGCCCUUGGUCUUUCUCACAUCAAUUGCCUGGUUCACUUAUCACACUCAAUCCAUCCACAGGUAACACUAUCUAUCCUUGUACACGCCAGCGAAUAAUUCCUUCACUCCUUCACUCCUUCACUGACCAUCCGAUCCACAUGCAGUGGGGUCAGCUCAUCGCCCUGGUGGUCCUCGACCUGUGCGCCCUCCUUUUCCGCUACCACGACGGAAAAUGGUCAACCCCCGCAAUAUCGUGUGUGGCAUUGUCGCAUGCCUGCUUGUUGAUCCAUGCCUCGCUGGAAACCGUGACGAACCGGCUGCUGUGAGCCCUAACUCGGUGUUUGCGCCCGCGGCCAAUGUCACCGACACCAUCGCCGCCAUGGAGGCCGCCCAUGCCUCCGCAUACACCGUCGACAACGCCCUCGAGGUGUUCCGCACGGGCCUGGUCGCCCUCAAUCCCUACGGCUAUAUGACGGGCCAAGUCUUCCUCGAUCUGUACGGGUACGUGGCUGGCCUGAUCUCGCCCAAGAAGCCGAGGCGAUGCACCAUGAUAUUCGAUACCCUGGGCGACCAGGAAUACCACGAUGGCUUUCGAUUUCAGGCGACUAUCAUGUAUGCCGACUGCGACAAGAGGGAAAGCCAUGACGCCCUCCUGGAGCAGGUGGCCAAGUGUGCCCGCGCCGUGAAGGACGCAGAGGCGAACACGGGCUGCUGCAGGUCCAGUGUCCGAAAUCGAUGGGAGCUCAAGGUGCAACUGCAGCCCGCGCGAUUGGGAAAUAACAUCAAGUGGGGGGAUUGUUGAGUCGACAUCUCUGCAGUGGAUGGUAUCUAAGAAUGCUACCUUGUCCCCAGUCAUCUUCC
This is a messenger RNA of Aspergillus heteromorphus CBS 117.55, 910 nucleotides long. RefSeq lists its product as uncharacterized. The record is from RefSeq and is a predicted model, not a curated record. The coding region runs from base 282 to 851 and encodes 189 amino acids. The transcript has a single exon. NCBI's taxonomy places the organism in Eukaryota, Fungi, Ascomycota, Eurotiomycetes, Eurotiales, Aspergillaceae.